Molecule: messenger RNA, 774 nt
Organism: Caenorhabditis briggsae
Lineage: Eukaryota; Metazoa; Nematoda; Chromadorea; Rhabditida; Rhabditidae
Exons: 5
Coding region: 1-774 (257 amino acids)
Source: RefSeq, a predicted model, not a curated record
AUGUCUGAAUCUUCUGGAAAUUUUUUAUUCUGGAUUCAAGUCACACAUUUUGUCCCAAAACUUGGAUUCAUUCUCACAACACUUUUCGGAUCGCUUCUUCUUCUGCUCAAUUAUCUCGGCGCGCAGAAAAACUUUGGAUCCUAUAAAUACCUGAUCAGUGCGUUUACAAUUCUUGGCAUGGUUUUUUCAGCCGUUGAGAUUCUGGUUUAUCCGAAUGUGCACAAUUAUAAAGCCGGAUUUCUGUUCUUCAGUUUCCAAGAGUCUUUUGGUUUGACAAGUUCAUGGAGUAGGAAUAUACCAUUGGCAGGUUACACAUUUUUCCAUUCAGCCACAAUGUCGCUGUUGUCGGUGCAUUUUAUAUACAGAUAUUGGGCUGUUUUUGACACUAACAAAUUAAACUACUUCCAAGGGAUCCGGUCUCUGAUCUGGUUUGGCUACUGCACAUUCUUUGGGUUCCAAUAUGCCCUUGGAACUUACUUCUUCCUUGCCAGAGACGAAAUUAUCACAACUCCCACUAUCAUUCUUUUUAUUCCGAUUACUAUCAUCAUGAUUUUGCCAAUUAUGAAUCUGGAUAUCAGUCUUCCAACUGGAGUGUUCCUUUGUAGUUUUACCCUCUAUCCAGCAACUGAUUCGAUGACUGUAAUGUAUGUGGUGUCAGAGUAUAAGAAUACAGCUAAAAGAAUCCACAAAGUGUUCGGAAAUGGAAUAAAAGAAAUACAAGUAUCGAGAAUUAGCUCUACAAUAAACCCGGCCAGCACAGCACCGUCUUCGUGA